This is a messenger RNA of Suillus plorans, 731 nucleotides long. RefSeq lists its product as uncharacterized. NCBI's taxonomy places the organism in Eukaryota, Fungi, Basidiomycota, Agaricomycetes, Boletales, Suillaceae. The record is from RefSeq and is a predicted model, not a curated record. The transcript has 2 exons. The coding region runs from base 71 to 571 and encodes 166 amino acids.
CGGUGGCGCGGGAACCUGAUACGGUUAUCGUAAUACGGGAUGCCAGCCACACAACUUUCCUUCUACUAUCAUGGGCGACGACAGUGGGCCGUCUGAGAAAAGAACUCUGUGUGUUGCACAAUAUUGGCGCGGACACGAUUCCAAUGGUAACAGGAUGCCACUUCACUGGGCACUCUUUGCGAUCUCCAACGCAAAUGCCGAUUCAAUCAAAGCCAGCAGCUCUGGGAAAGAACAUUCAGAUCAAGUAGAUCACUGGGGGACUUGUUACCAAGCGAUUGGCAACAUCGACACCCUUACCUACUCUUGCAUUGAAGACGAAUGUAUGGAAAUUCUUGCUGAAGGCUAUCGUGGUUGUCUGGUGGUCGGAGAGAUUGAUGUGUUCUCGGAAAAAGAGAUAGGCGUGUUGCUUCGACAAGUAACCGUAUAUCGAGGCAGAGAAAACUGGAACUGUCAGAACUGGGUGCUUGCCGCUCUCGAGAGGCUUAAAGCUUCUAAUCAUAUCGCGAGCAACAUAUCACGCGAUGGCGUUUGCAACGAACUAGAGGAUAUCCUAAACGAUUGGAUAGAAUGAUCGUGAUCAAUCUCCACCGUUCAUACAUUGUGGCCAUGUUAUCGUUGUUUGCUUCGUAUAAAUUGUAUUAGUACAUGUGUAUUGGCAAUUGCUGAACACCUAAAGGCCAGGCAACACGAGGCUGUUUUUGCGCAGAUCUUUGUGUAAUACCUCUCGGACU